AUGCCAAGCUAUGUGAAGUUUCUUAAGGACAUCUUGACCAAAAAGCACAGGAUGAGUGAAUUUGAAAUGGUUGCGCUCACUCAAGAGUGUAGUGCAUUAUUCAAGAAUAGCAUUCCUUCAAGUAUGAAAGACCCUGGAAGUUUCACUUUAUUAUGCUCAAUUUGUGGGAAAGAAGAUGGCCAUGCGCUAUAUGACCUAGGAGCCAACAUCAACUUGAUGUCUCGGUCCAUCAUUAAAAAUCUAGGUAUUGGCAAGGUGAGGCCUACUACUAUGACUUUGCAACUAGCUGAUCGAUCCAUAAUGUACCCGAAAGGCAAGAUCGAAGACGUUCUUGUACAAGUUGAUAAAUUUAUAUUCCCUGCAAAUUUAAUAAUUAUGGAUUACGAAGUUGACAAUGAAAUACCGAUCAUUUUGGGCCCUUGCAAAUUUGAUUUGGAGAUGUUCAAAAAGGAGAAUUGA
Molecule: messenger RNA, 459 nt
Organism: Benincasa hispida (wax gourd)
Lineage: Eukaryota; Viridiplantae; Streptophyta; Magnoliopsida; Cucurbitales; Cucurbitaceae
Source: RefSeq, a predicted model, not a curated record